Prorocentrum cordatum is the source of this 1559-nucleotide messenger RNA. NCBI's taxonomy places the organism in Eukaryota, Dinophyceae, Prorocentrales, Prorocentraceae. The record is from the annotation of a GenBank genome assembly.
UCCACGGCGGUGUGUCUAAUUGGUACAGGUUUCGCUAUGAGGAAGCUCCUACAGGAGUUCCUGCGGGCGCCCUUCGUUGAGCUGCAGGGUGCGGGGACGCAGGCCGCACCCGGGGCGCACGUCGCACGCACGCCCACGCCCGCGGCCGUGACGCCAGAGGGCACGGCGCUGCUGGGCGGUCCGUGGAACCGCUCCGGGGGUCUCCGGGUAGUCUCCUCCCCCUCCUCGUCCCUUCCGGCCCGGCGAACUCGGACGUCGCGCUCCGGCUGCAGCGGGAACCAGCGCUGACUUCGGUCAGACAAGUUCAGCCAGGUUGUCUGGGCCGCUGAACUCGGCCUGAAAAAGAUCGGUCAGCUGGGUUCGGCCAGCUCUGAAAUCAGGCAGGCGAAUUUCAGACUGGGCCGAUUUCAGCCUGACCGAGUCCAAGUGGCCGAGUUCAGCCUGGCCGAGCCUGUCCCCUGUCCCACCUUUGCGCACCGCCAAUCGUCUCCCCACUCCAAUCAUAGCGAGAAGCGCCUCCUGAUUGUCGUUCGCACUCACACCCCGAUGCCGGGGAUGCUCCUGCGCAUGCACCGAUUUGCGAGCGAGGUGUCCAGCGGCAUGCCUUUCGCCCAUUUCCUUGUAUCGGCGGACGACACCGGGCUGGCGCCAGAGCACCAAGCUCAGUUGGAUUUGCCGCCAUCCAGUGUGCAUCGCUACGUGUGGGACGACGUGAAAGAGCAGUAUCGAGUGUUGAGAGUUCUGCCUGGGAAGUUCAAUCAAAAGGUCAGCGCGCGAUAUUUCCACAUGGAGCCAAUAUUAUUGGCAGUUGCUUUCGCCGAGAAGCACACAGACCUUGCUAACGAUGCACUCGUCUGGGUCUUCGAGGACGACGUCUUCAUCUGCGGCACCCUGUCGGGAUUCGUCAGCCAGUAUGCCGAAGACGCAUCUGACUUCCUGGGAUACGGGCGAUACAAAGGAAGCUGGGUGUUUUGGUAUUGGGGCUCUGGACCCUUCUUGAGGCGGUACGCGAAGGUGAACCGCACCGUCGAGUUGGAGCACGUGCAGAGGUUCUCCAUGCGUUUCGUGCGGCACAUGGCCAGCCUGUGCAGGGAGCAGAACUUCACCGCGGAGAGCGAGAUGUUUGCCCCGACGGUGUGCCAGAGCGAGGGAUUCCGCUGCAGCUCCUUUGACCGGCGGCACCUCGGAGUGUACAUGUGGAACACACGCUUGAACCAGACGGCCGCGGGCGCGUCGUGCGCCCGCACGAACUCGAGCGGGCUGUCCACCAUCAACCACGCGGGGAAGUUCUGACAAUCAUCCGACGUUGGUGAAACUUUAGCUUGGUGGCUGAGGCGCCCAUGUGGGAAAAUAGAAACAGUGCGAGACCGAUGUAGGCAUACCGCCAGCAGACGGUGCGUGCAGAACAGGACGUGCCAGCAGAGACAGAAGCAGAUCAGCCCAUCAGGGUAUAGAGUAACGCUGCCGUCUGCCGUUGAGGAGAGGAGGCAUUUCCUGCCUCCUCCUUUUUCUCCUCCUUCUCACCUGCUGGCCUGCUGGGCCACCAGGGGCCCCCCUCG